Cyprinus carpio (common carp) is the source of this 2442-nucleotide messenger RNA. RefSeq names its product WD repeat domain phosphoinositide-interacting protein 2. The record is from RefSeq and is a predicted model, not a curated record. NCBI's taxonomy places the organism in Eukaryota, Metazoa, Chordata, Actinopteri, Cypriniformes, Cyprinidae. Gene Ontology annotation, biological process: nucleophagy; protein localization to phagophore assembly site; autophagy of mitochondrion. Gene Ontology annotation, cellular component: cytosol; phagophore assembly site membrane; extrinsic component of membrane. Gene Ontology annotation, molecular function: protein binding; phosphatidylinositol-3-phosphate binding; phosphatidylinositol-3,5-bisphosphate binding.
CGCAUGCGCACAAAAAGGUGCUGGAGAAAAACAACAACAUUCAUUGGAACAAGGGUGGAAUCUAUGGCAGUGCGAGACGACACCAGAAUUCACUGAUCUAAUCCACAUCUGAGCCCCUUUCACUUCGGCUUAAUCUGUAGAUGGUGUCGAGCCCAUGAACCUGGCCAGUCAGAGCGGAGAGGCCGGCUGCAGCCAGCUGCUCUUCGCCAACUUUAAUCAGGAUAACACAUCCCUAGCUGUUGGUACCAAGUCCGGGUACAAGUUUUUCUCCUUGUCAUCAGUGGACAAAUUGGAACAAAUUUACGAAUGUACUGACACAGAAGAUGUGUGCAUCGUGGAGAGAUUGUUCUCCAGCAGCCUUGUCGCUAUUGUCAGCCUUAAGGCACCUAGGAAGCUGAAAGUCUGUCAUUUCAAGAAAGGGACUGAGAUAUGCAACUACAGCUACUCAAACACUAUACUGGCUGUAAAGCUAAACAGACAGAGACUGAUAGUGUGUUUAGAGGAGUCACUCUAUAUCCACAACAUUAGGGAUAUGAAAGUACUACAUACCAUUCGAGAGACCCCUCCGAAUCCUUCCGGACUAUGUACCCUGUCAAUCAGUAAUGACAACUGUUACUUGGCCUAUCCGGGAAGUGCAACAAUUGGAGAACAAGUUUUUGACACUGUCAAUCUGAGGGCAGCUAACAUGAUACCUGCCCAUGAUAGUCCACUAGCAGCACUGGCGUUUGAUGCAAGCGGCACUAAAUUGGCCACGGCAUCUGAGAAGGGCACUGUAAUCCGAGUGUUCUCCAUUCCAGAGGGCCAAAAGCUCUUUGAGUUCCGGAGGGGAGUUAAGAGAUGUGUGAGCAUCUGUUCUGCCUUCAGUAUGGAGGGACUCUAUCUGUCUGCCUCGAGCAACACGGAGACAGUUCAUAUUUUUAAGCUGGAGACCCAGAGAGAGAAGCCUCAAGAGGAGCCUACUACUUGGACGGGAUACUUUGGGAAAGUAUUGAUGGCCUCCACAACGUAUCUGCCUGCACACGUAACAGAGAUGUUCACUCAAGGAAGGGCAUUUGCCACAGUCAGACUGCCCUUUUCAGGUCACAAGAACAUCUGCGCUCUGGCCAUAAUCCAGAAGAUCCCACGCCUGCUGGUGGCUGCAGCAGAUGGCUAUCUUUACCUGUACAACUUGGACCCACAGGAGGGGGGAGAGUGCACACUAAUGAAACAGCAUAAGUUAGAUGGAAGUGCAGAGGCAGCGAAUGAAAUUCUUGAACAAACCGCUCACGACCGGCCACUUGUGGCACAGACCUACAGUGCUGCUGUUGCCAAAGGUUACACUGAGGAUCAGGGGGCGGUGGGGGGUGCUGGACUGGAGGAUGACAUGAACACCCUGCACCUGGACGAAGAGAACGAGCAGCCUCCGUUAAUCCUGGAAACAGACUGAGCUGCUGCCAGUCAUGCCCUGGAUGGAAGAUGGAAGCGACUGAGUGACAUUGCAGAGGGGGGUUCCCUCCUCUGGUGCUGCUAUGUAUGGACAUGUGUGACCAGAUAGAGAAAGGGAUUAAAAGAGAGAUCAUUUUAAAGCAAGCCUAGCUGUAGCCUUAUUCUGUCUGUUGUUGCGUAUAGAUGUUUCCUUUCCCCCACCCUUGUGGCUUUAUAAAACCUGGUGAAUUUUUAUUUUGUUUCCCUACCUGUUUUUUAAUGCCCAGUUAUGUCCUUAAUCAGACCAAAAUAUGAAAUCCAAGCUGCAGGUGUCACAUUUCUUAGCUUUGCAUGUACAUGUGCCAAGAAUAGAAAUCCUAGAAAACCUUUGCUUUCAUGUAGAUGGUUCUGAUGUGUUUGCUGGCCAUUUCUCCUCUUGAACAUUUCCAUUUGUGUCUGUUUUUUAAUUGUGACUGAAAGCGAACUGGCUUGCGCCGCCUGCUACAUCACCACACAGCUGUGCAGUGUCUGCAUUGUGGAGUCCCUUACCAAUCAUCAACAUCUGUGGCAAAUGUGAAUAUUGUCCUGUAAUAAUGUAUAUGAUGUGUUAACAUGACGGCCUGGUUACAAUUACUGUUUGAACAGUGUUUUUAACAGGCUCAGAGGGUUGUUUUUAGUUUGAUCUUGAAUUACUGCAUCUGUACACGCACAUGCUUUACAAUACUCUCUUUUAAUUAAUCCUAUGCCACAUUAAGGUUAAACAGGCAAUGUGGCGAUCAAAACUUUGUUUGGCUUUGAAUUACACCUCGUGUCUUCAUCCGGCCUGAUUGCUUUGAAAAAGUUGUAUUAUUUUAAGUUCCUAACACUUAAGUAACCUCUAUAGUAGAACUGAUGACUGAUGAAGGCAUUUAAUGUAUUGAUUUGAGAAGGACCUGGCCUCUGCUGAAUGUGGUUUCAAGAGGCAGCCGGUCAUCAACUUGUUUCUAGAACAUUUUGUUUGAAACUUAAGGAAUGAAUGAAGGAAGUUAGUAGAAGUCA